Molecule: messenger RNA, 4419 nt
Organism: Heterocephalus glaber (naked mole-rat)
Lineage: Eukaryota; Metazoa; Chordata; Mammalia; Rodentia; Bathyergidae
Source: RefSeq, a predicted model, not a curated record
GCUCAGAAAUCAGGCAGCCCAUCCCUCCCAAGAAAGACACCGUGGGUGACAAAUGUACCACAGGGAUCCUUUUAAAGCAGAAAGAUGUUGAGAAGUUCCAUCUAAAGAAGAGAAGAAAAUGAAGCACCUCAGUCACCCUGCUUUUAAACCAGUGUUUGCUGAAAUUCGGUUCUCUGGAGUCCAGGCUCAGGAUCACGUUAGGAACACUGCCUGGAGUGAAUGAGCCCUGUGGAGAACGCUUUUCUGCACACUAGAAGCAAGCGAGCCCCACCAGGAGGUAGAGAACGCUGCAGAUCCACGGCCCAGCACGUGCAUUCCCCGAGGCUUCUGGAAGCUACCUCAUGCUAGGGAGAUCGCACUAGCCAUGGGCCUCACACCUGGCAUCUUGCUACUGCUGCUGCUGCUGGCCCUGGGCGGGAACUGCAUCGCAGGAGGGCAGCCUGCACCCACAGACAGCCCUGGGCAGUUGCAUUAUGCACUGCCUCCAAUGACGUACGAGACCCCAGACGCCUACUCAGCCGGGCCCAUCACCGUCCUCUUCCAAAUGGUGCACAGCUUCGUCCGUGUGGUCCAGCCCUACAACUUCCCCGAAGAUAUUGUCAGAAAAAUCAUACAGAAGAAGUUUGAGCCCUCAGCUGAUUAUGAGAAGGUCGCCCACUAUGAAAUUGGCAUUAUCAUCUGCGCUGUCCUGGGACUGCUCUUCGUUAUUCUGAUGCCAGUGGUGGGGUAUUUCUUCUGUCUGUGCCGUUGCUGCAACAAGUGCGGUGGAGAAAUGCACCAGCGACAGAAGCAAAGUGGCCCCUUCCGGAGGAAAUACUUUGCAGUCUCCCUCUUGGUGAUUAGUGUAAUUAUAAGCAUCGGCAUCUUGUUUGGCUUUUUGGCCUGCCUCCAAGUGAGGACCUGGAUCCAAAGGACCCAGAACCUGGCAGACAGCAACUUGAAAGACUUGCGGACACUCCUGAACGAAACUCCAAAGCAAAUUGACUAUAUAUUGGCUCAGUUCAAUACCACAAGGGACAAAGGAUUCUCCGAUCUGGACAAUAUUAAUAAACUGCUGGGAGGCAAAAUUCACGACCGACUAACACCUAAAGUGAUCCCUGUUCUUGAUGAGAUCAAGGCCAUGGUGACAGCCAUCAAAGAGACCAAAGAGGCCUUGGAGGGCGUGAACCGCAGCGUGCAGAGCCUGAGGCUGGAGAGCAGGCAGCUGAACAACAGCCUGACAGAAGUGAAAAACGACAUGGAGAAGACGCUGGAGAACAACGAGUGCACUGCCGAACCAGUGCAGCAGAUCUGUGACAGCAUCAAGGAGUCUCUGGGCCAGCUGGAGAGCACCCCGGGCCUCGACCAGCUUCCGUCUUUGGAUACAGAACUUAAAAACAUUGAUAGUAUUCUUGCAACCGAUUUGGAAGGCCUAGUCAAUCAGGGAUAUGCAUCCUUUGAUAAUAUACCUGAGAAGGUGAAAAAUCAAACUGCAGCAGUCGUUCAAGAUGUCAAAAAUGUCAUGAGUGGCAUUAGUUCAAACAUCAACAGACUCACUAAGCAGAUUCCUAUACAGGACACGCUGUCAAAUUUCACUGUUUACAUCAACAACACUGAAAGUUACAUCCACCAGAAUUUGCCCAAGUUGGAAAAAUACGACUCCUACUGGUGGCUGGGGAGCUUGAUUAUCUGCUUCCUCCUGAGCCUCAUCAUGGUCUUUUUCUACCUGGGCAUGUUGUGUGGCAUCUGUGGCUACGACAAGCAUGCCACCCCGAUGAGUAGGGGCUGCGUGUCCAACACGGGAGGCGUCUUCCUCAUGGUUGGGGUUGGAUUAGCUUUCCUCUUUUGCUGGCUGUUGAUGACCCUCGUGGUUCUUAUGUUUAUUGUUGGUGUAAAUAUGGAAAAAUUGGUCUGUGAACCUUAUGCAAACAGGAAGUUAUUCCAGAUUUUGGACACCCCCCACUUACUAAAUGAGGAGUGGGAGUAUUAUCUCUCUGGCAUGAUACUCCAAAAACCAAAUGUUAAACUCACCUUUGAACAAGUUUACAGUGAUUGCAAAAAUGAUAAAGGCAUUUACACCAGCCUUAAACUAGAGAACCGUUUCAACGUCAGUGAGGAGCUCAACAUUCAGAAGCACACUGGAAACAUAAUGAGUGAAUUUGAAAAUCUGAAUGUAAAUCUUGAUAAUAUUGUUCUGCUGGAUGCAGAAGGAAGAAAAAACCUUCAGGCCUUUGUGACUUCUGGAAUUCAGAAUAUAGAUUAUAACACCCUGUUGGCUCAGACUGAUAAACCCCCUGUAAAAGUGAAUCUUUUAUCAUUUUCGCUUGACCUAGAAGACAAAGUAAGACAUUUGCCCCCAGGAAAUGUGAAAGAUGAGCUCCGAACCCACGCGCAGACUACCAAAGGGAUUCAACAUCAGCAAGUCCUGCGUAUGGAACAGUCACUGAACAAUUUAAAGAAAAACAUCGGAACACUUCAGCGAACAAGCAGUGGAUUGGAGGAGAAAGUGAACAAGGUCCUGGUCUCUCUGGACUCUGCUCAGAACUUCAUGGCGAACAAUAUCUCCUCUAUUAUUGUUGAAGAAACGAAGAAGUACGGGAAAAUCAUACUAGGACACUUUGAACAUUAUCUGCAGUGGGUCAAGGAUGCUGUCACUGAGAAAAUGGUGUCCUGCAAGCCCAUGGCCACCGCCCUGGAUUCUGCCAUCAGUGUCGCUCUGUGUGGCUACAUUGUCCACCCUCUGAAUUUGUUUUGGUUUGGUAUAGGACAAGCUACUAUGCUAUUACUUCCGGCUAUAAUCUUUGCUGUGAAGUUGGCCAAGUACUAUCGCCGAAUGGACUCGGAGGAUGUGUAUGACGAUGUUGAAACUCUACCCAUGAAAAAAUCAGACCCUGAGCCUUCUGCAUGCUGCUGACCCCUUCACUUCCCCCUGCCUGCAGGACCCUCUCUCAGUGGCUGUCCCCAGUCACCCCUACAUAGCAUUCCACGAUGCCACAAGUUUGCAUUUUCAACGGAUUUCUUAGCAGCGGAAUUGUGCAGCAACGAAAGCUUGGUUUCAUCUUAAAAUGCUAUGUAUGGCUCAUCUAAAUCAUUACGGAUUAAACGCAUGCACACUUUUGAUUUAGCAUUUCUCUGCAUUGAACACACUAAGUGUUAAUAGCUCUCCAGGCCUACCCUUCUUUCCCUCCCCCCUUCUUCCUUUCCUCCCUUCCUUCCAGUAAAUUGACUAUGAUUGACCAGAAAAAGAGUACCAACCUUUCCUCCAAGCUCUUUAUGAAUUUAUAUUCUCUGGAAUUAAGGAGCUUCCUGUGGUACUGGAUAUUUACCAGUGCAUUACGAUAUUGACAGCUGAUGUGGAAAUGGCUUGAGCCUCAAGACACCCAAAGUGGAAAGGAUCACAGACUUUUGAUGGUUUCCGAGCCUGCAAGAACUUUGCAGAUCCAGGAGGAACUUUGAUGGCGACACCGUGACUCAGGCAGCCCCUGGGGUGCAGCGUCAUUGGUCUCUGGGUGGUACUUUGUUAGGAUGAACAUGGUCACAUUUACAGUCCACGUGUCCCUCACUAUUUAAGCAUAAUUCUCCCCUACCCUGUUUGUUUUUGUUUUGUACUUUUUUACAGUGAAUUUCUGUAUAGACACUACAGUAUAUAGGUGUUUAUUCCCACCAAACACGUUUCUGUAUCUAGCAGCUAUUCAGAUGAGUUAGCUGAGUUCCUGACUUACUUCCACAUGUGGAGUGCGCUAAACACAUAUCAGUUUACAGAAAAAAAUGUAUUUUUUGUAUAGAAAAUUGUAUAUAUCUUUUACCCAGGAAGAGUUUUUAAACAAAUGAGUACAGUAGUCUUAAAUGAGCUUGCUAUCAGCUCAGUGUUGACUUAUUGAUGCUGUUGGAAAUAAUCCAUGUUCACUAAAAGUGUGAAACCUACAGCAUAUCCUUCCACUCGGAUUUUCACCGACUUUGUCAAUGGUUUGUCAUGAUGUUUAGAAAUAGAAUGCAGAAGCGAUCGCAGAGAAAUCUGCUUGACUUCUGCACUGGCAAAUUCAAAAUGAGAGAGAGACAGGGAGGGAGUAUCUCGAGAGAAAGAUGAUGCUCGUCAGAAGGUGGAGUCAUCUUUAUAGAUGCUGAUUACAUUUUAAUGGAGUUUUUCAUUCAUAAGGAUAGGUAUCAGUUGGAGUGUCAUUUGAUUGCAAGGUGGGGCCUAAAAUGAAAUGGAAUAAGAUCCUGUCAUGAUUCUUAGAUUUUGUAUCCAACAUGAAUGAAGCCUCUGAGUUUGGUUCUGUGAAAGCACAGAGUCAAUAUGUAUUUAUUUUGGGUUAUUCAGCUGGGAUUUGUUACUUUCAAAGUGAUCAGCAAUGAAAAGCUGGUCAAACCAAAGUGAGCUGCUUUUCAUGUUCAGAUCACAGUCCAGAUCCAUCCCAAUAAAGAGGAGCUUGGAAAACA